UAUCAACCCAAAAUGUUUUAAUUUCCCACCGGCAAAUAAAUGGACUCUGGUAAACUAAGUAAUAAUGACGGAACGGUAUACGCACAAACUUGCGAUGACGUAACCUUUCUUGCCCAUGCUGUGCAAACGUAACAGCAGCGUUAGUUUCCGAGACUUUGUUGCAGUUGAUUUGUUAUUGUAGUGAGUGAAUGUAUGUGAAGUUUGAGGUUAUAUGUACCCCAUUCGUCCAGAAGACUCCAAAUUUUGACCAUUUUACCUCGUGUGUAAUAGCUUUUAAAUGUGACAAACCUGCGAAUUGAUAAUUGUGGUCAGUUUUAUCGAACUCUGAAUACGUGGAAUGGUAUUUAUGCUUCUCGACCAAUGAUAUUUUUGCUGUUUGAUGAAACCUCCUCCUGACACAUGGGGUGAAUUGUACAUGACUGUUUCUGUUGAUACUCAUACUUCCAGCCGAGUAUUCCAUAUGCACUUACCUGAAAAUGGAUUCUGACAUUCUGUCCCAUCUUGUCCCCCAAGGGAAGGAAACCAUUCGUCCAGCCUGUAAGAAAUGCGGUUAUGCUGGCCAUCUGACAUUCCAGUGCAGAAAUUUCAUAAAAGUAGAUCCAAACAAAGAGAUUGUACUUGAUGUAAGCAGCACCAGUAGUGAAAGUGAAGAUGAAUAUUUGACACCACUUACAGAAUUGAGAGAGAAGGAAUUGAAGAGUAAAUUGAAAAAAGCCAAAAAGAAAAGGAAGAGAGCAAAGAAAGAGAAGAAGAAAUCUAAAUCAUGUGAUCGUUCACGGUCUCGAUCUGAUGAUAGUGAGAACGAUGAUAGGAAAAAACAUAAAAAACAUGAAGACAGUGACCAUGAUGAUAUUAAAACACAUAAGCACAAGAAAAGAAAGAAACAUUCACAUCAUAAAAAACAGAGGAAGGAAAAAGGGACAUCUUCAGAAGUUUCAACUGAUACAGACAGUACUUAAGGCCAUAGAAAUGUAUACAUGUGAAGUGCUUAUUGAUAUUUUAUUACACUUCUAAAUUUAUCGUUUCCUGUAAAAAAAAAAAGUUUCAUGAUAAUAAAGUUCUUAUAUACUGUUUCAUCAGAGUAA
Cryptotermes secundus is the source of this 1085-nucleotide messenger RNA. Its product is annotated as protein SREK1IP1. Gene Ontology annotation, molecular function: zinc ion binding; nucleic acid binding. The transcript has 3 exons. The record is from RefSeq and is a predicted model, not a curated record. Lineage: Eukaryota; Metazoa; Arthropoda; Insecta; Blattodea; Kalotermitidae. Bases 477 to 959 code for a protein of 160 amino acids.